Molecule: messenger RNA, 651 nt
Organism: Heterobasidion irregulare TC 32-1
Lineage: Eukaryota; Fungi; Basidiomycota; Agaricomycetes; Russulales; Bondarzewiaceae
Exons: 5
Source: RefSeq, a predicted model, not a curated record
UUACAGAAAGAUCGUUCAACUUCCCGCGGCCGCGAAUUUUCGUCGUCUGGCCGUGGCGGGGUAGGCAACUUCCGCCAGCCAUCUGUCUCUCGUGGGACAGUAGACAGGACUUCCAUUGACGGUCCCGACGAUUUCUCCCCUACAAGAGGCAGGGAGAGGAACAACGCCUUUAAUAGUACCGACAAGGUUGUGUCUGUAGGCAGAGGUGGCGCUGGCAAUAUCCGCUCGCCCUCCCGUGCUCGUGGGGAAGACCUUUCGGAUGAUCGCGAUCGUAUUCGUGCGAUUGAUGAAUCAAACGAGAAUCACGCUUAUUCGUCAGGGAGGGGCGGCCUUGGGAAUAUCACUGUGUCCAAGUCGCGCUCGCGCUCUCGAGGGCCAGGCAAUGUCUUGGUACAUGGAACUGGACGUGGUGGCGUUGGCAACAUCAAGCGCGGCGAGCCCGUGGACGUGGAGAUCCGCCAAGUCGAAGAUGUUGAGAGGGCCGCAUAUCCGGUUAGCCCAGGAGUGCACUCGACAGGUCGUGGCGGAGUGGCGAACCUGACUGAGACCACCGCGCCACCUAUUGAGCGCGUCCCCCCUGGCCCUGGACACCCUCACGCCUCGCACGCCCACGAGUUUGAGUCGACCGGUCGUGGUGGUGCAGGCAAUAUU